This is a messenger RNA of Notothenia coriiceps (black rockcod), 297 nucleotides long. Its product is annotated as transcription elongation factor SPT5-like. The record is from RefSeq and is a predicted model, not a curated record. The transcript is spliced from 2 exons. The coding region runs from base 42 to 272 and encodes 76 amino acids. Lineage: Eukaryota; Metazoa; Chordata; Actinopteri; Perciformes; Nototheniidae.
UGUGUGUGUGUGUGUGUGUGUGUGUGUGUGUGUAGGGUGGGAUGUGCUCGGUGUUCAUGCAGGAGUCAGAGAAGGUGGUCAGCAUCAGCAGCGAUCACCUGGAGCCCGUCACCCCCACCAAGAACAACAAGGUGAAGGUGAUCCUGGGCGAGGACAGAGAGGCCACGGGGAUCCUGCUCAGUAUCGACGGAGACGACGGCAUCGUGCGGAUGGAGCUGGACGACCAGCUGAAGAUCCUCAACCUGCGCUUCCUGGGCCGCCUGGAGCACUGAGGACACACACACACACACACACACA